Messenger RNA from Prorocentrum cordatum, 817 nucleotides. NCBI's taxonomy places the organism in Eukaryota, Dinophyceae, Prorocentrales, Prorocentraceae. The record is from the annotation of a GenBank genome assembly.
CCCGCUCCUUGGGGCUGGGCCCUCACAGUGCUCUCUGGAGCUGGUUCGGGGCGUUAGUGUGGCCCCGCUGGGAUCUUGGGGUGGGCUUGGGGCCGUCUAGGGGCCCUGCUGCCCCGCACGGGCUCAGCUCCCAGCACGGGUUGCCGGACUUGGUUCAUCCCGCUCAAAGAGUUUUACGAGAUGCAAGACGAGAAGACAAAGGCUCGCUGGGACAAGUUGUGGUUCGUGACCGGGAGGGAACAGUAUGCGCACCCCAUGGUGUACAAGCACGCCGACCGCGGCGACGCCACCAUGAUGUUUCACUGCGGCGCGCCCUUCUGUGCGGCCUGGGCGAUGGAUGACGACCACCCCGACCCAGCGCAGAGGCAGGCGAAGAAGCUCCUUCCGCCGUCCAGUGUCCAGCGUGAGCUCACGUCGCUCUUGGACGAAGCCAUUGACAAGAUCGGGGUGAAGAUGAAGUGGGAGGCAGGCGACUUCGCCAUCAACGACAACCUGGGCAACUGCCACUACGCACCGCCUGGCACCCAGAGCGAUCGAGAGCGGUGCGGGCUCCGCAUCCUACACCGUACGACCAUCUUGCCGAGGGGGGAGCGGCUCCCCCCCGCCCUCGCAGAGGAUGGCCGCCAGUCCUUCCUGGUGGAGUGACCGGGCCUGCCGGCCGCCCCGCCGCCCCGCGCGGCCGCGCCGCCGCUCCCCACGGCCGAGGCCGGGCCCGCGGCCGCCGCAGGGCAGGGCGGCGCAGCGCCCGCGGGUGCUCGGCGAGCCGCGUGCCUUCGGAUCCCUGGCAUCGCUCGGACGUGUGCGUUUUUUUUCCUCG